Molecule: messenger RNA, 2062 nt
Organism: Cottoperca gobio
Lineage: Eukaryota; Metazoa; Chordata; Actinopteri; Perciformes; Bovichtidae
Gene: klhl41a
Product: kelch-like family member 41a
Exons: 6
Coding region: 15-1811 (598 amino acids)
Molecular function (GO): protein binding
Source: RefSeq, a predicted model, not a curated record
CCUGUCCUCAAAGAAUGGAUCCCCAAAGCAUGAGGGAAGAUCUCCGUCUGUUUCAGAGCACUUUGCUGCAGGACGGACUCAAAGAGCUUCUGAAUGAGAAUAAAUUAAUCGACUGUAUCCUAAAGGUUGGAGACAGAAGCAUCCCCUGCCAUCAGCUCAUUCUGUCCGCCUGCAGUCCUUAUUUCCGGGAGCUGUACUUCUCACAAGAUGCCAAGGAAACGGAUAGAAUGGAGGUUGUUCUGGAGAACCUGGAUCCCGAUGUUAUGGAGUCGAUUGUAAAUUACAUGUACUCAGCGGAGAUUGACAUCAACGACGACAAUGUGCAGGGUAUUUUGGCUGCUGCCAACCGCUUCCAGAUCCCCUCGGUGUUCACAGUCUGUGUCAAUCAUCUCCAGAAGACGCUGUCAGAGAAAAACUGCCUCGCCAUAUACAGGCUGGGACUGAUGCUGAACAGCGCCAGAUUGGCAAUGGCAGCUCGAGAUCACAUUGCAGACCGGUUUGAGACCAUAGCCAAGGAUGAGGAUUUCUUAGAGCUCACUCCACCUGAACUCUUCGCCAUUAUUGGAGCGGAUGCAUUAAACGUGGAAAAAGAGGAAGUAGUGUUUGAGACCCUCAUGAGGUGGAUCAGAAAGGACAAAGAGAAGCGCGUGACAUCCUUAGUGGAGGCCUUUGACUCCAUUCGUUUCCGUUUACUCCCAGAGAAGUACUUCCAGGAGAAGGUGGAGAAGGAUGACCUCCUUAAAACUGAUCCUGAGAUUCUCAAAAAAAUCAAAGUCAUAAAGGAAGCCUUUGCGGGAAAGCUGCCAGAGACGAAGAAGGGGGAAGACGAUGAGGAAGGAGAGGAGGGAAAGUUGCCCGGCUAUCUGAACGAUAACCGCAGAAAUGGCAUGUAUGCCAAAGACAUGAUUCUGAUGAUCAAUGACACCGCUGCCGUGGCCUAUGACGUCCAGGAGAAUGAAUGUUUGCUUGCUGCAAUGUCCGAGCUGGUCCCCAGAAACCACGUCAGUCUGGUAUCGAAGAAGAACAAGCUGUAUGUCGUGGGAGGACUGUUUGUAGAUGAAGAGGACAAAGAAAAGCCAUUGCAGUGUUACUUCUACCAGUUCGACAGUCUCACGGCUGAAUGGAUCGCUCUGCCACCCAUGCCCUCCCCCAGGUGUUUGUUUGCUCUGGGGGAAUGUGAAAAUAUCCUCUUUGCUAUCGCAGGAAAAGAUUUACAGUCUAAUGAGUCUCACGACGGCGUUCUGUGCUAUGACACUGAAAAAAUGAAGUGGAGUGAAACUAAAAAGUUGCCCUUGAAUAUCCAUGGCCACUGUGUGGUCUCUGAGAACGGGCUGGUGUACUGUAUCGGAGGAAAAACAGAUGACAACAAAGCAACAAAUAAAAUGUUUGCAUACAACCACAAGAGGUCAGAGUGGAAGGAGGUGGCUGCCAUGAAGACACCCAGAGCCAUGUUUGGGGCAGUUAUCCACAACGGGAAGAUUGUUGUCGCCGGGGGAGUCAAUGAGGAAGGCCUCAUAGCUGCAAGUGAAGAGUACGACUUUGGAACCAACAAGUGGUCCCCCUUCAUAGAGUUGCCCCAGGAGAGGAGUUCAAUCAACCUGGUGAGCUGUAGAGGCCAGCUGUUCACUGUCGGAGGCUUCGCCAUGGUGGAGAACGAGGACAAAGAGUGUGCGCCCAGUGAAAUCAUCGACAUUUGGCAGUACGAAGAGGACAAGAAAGAGUGGACUGGUAUGAUCAGAGAGAUGCGUUAUGCAGCAGGAGCCUCCUGUGUGUCCAUGCGUCUCAAUGCAGCCAGAAUGCCCAAACUGUAACAAGUUUAAUAUUAUGUACAUGCUCUAAUCUAGUGGCUCGUUGUUGUCAUUUAACAUUUUAACACAUCACAUGUCCCCUUUGCCUGUUCUGAGUGGUUUAAGUAAAUGUAUCAUAGUUCUAAUUUUCUUAUUUCUUCUCACUUGCACCCAUUAAAUAAGAGUAUUAUAUCUGUAAUCAGGAAACGUUUCUCUUCCAGUCAAUUACAACAUGUACCUUGUAACUGUUCUGUAUUAAAAUAUACUCUCCCACA